Messenger RNA from Beauveria bassiana ARSEF 2860, 1233 nucleotides. Its product is annotated as host-specific AK-toxin Akt2. The coding region runs from base 1 to 1233 and encodes 410 amino acids. The record is from RefSeq and is a predicted model, not a curated record. The transcript is spliced from 3 exons. Lineage: Eukaryota; Fungi; Ascomycota; Sordariomycetes; Hypocreales; Cordycipitaceae.
AUGGCCUCAUCAGUCUUUGACAUCAAGGAGCACGUCAUCCCCGGCGAGCACACGCGCGAAUAUGCGCGCGCAAAAGCCAAUUCUCAGGAGGAGACGCUGGUUCUCCAAGUGAAGCAAUAUACCCCCAAAGGCAACGGCGCGCCGCAAAAAGGCGAUUUAAACAUUAUUGGCGCGCACGCCAAUGGCUUUCCCAAAGAAUUGUAUGAACCGUUGUGGGAAGAAUUGGCAAAGAGCCUUGCCAGCAAAGGCGUCCGUAUCGGCUCAAUCUGGAUAGCAGACUGUGCUUGGCAGGGCCAGAGCGGUAUAUUAAACAAAGAUAGGCUCGGCGACGACCCCAGCUGGUUCGACUACUCCAGAGACAUGCUCCAGAUGAUCAACCACUUCCGCAUGCCGCGGCCGCUCCUCGGCAUCGCCCACUCCUUUGGCGCCUGCGCCCUCGUCAACCUCGCCUUGUUCCAUCCGCGCCUCUUUAGCUCCCUCGUCCUCAUUGACCCCGUCAUCAACAUGCACAACCCCGGCGCCAUCCAGGGCUACAUGCAGCCGCCCUCGAUGAGCGCCAAGCGCCGCGACGUCUGGCCCAGCCGCGCCGCCGCCGCCGCCGCCAUUCAAAAGAGCCCCUUUUACCAGAGCUGGGACCCGCGCGUCUUUGACCGCUGGGUUGCGUACGGCCUCACCCAAUGCGCACCGGACAACCCCCAAGUCACCCUCACCACCACCAAGCACCAAGAGGUGUUUACGUUUGCGCGCCCGAGCUACCACGCGGUCACCAGCGACGGCAAGAGCAUCGCGGACAUGGACCUCGUCCCCGAUAUGGAUCUCACCCAUGGCGUGCUGACGCCCAUCUAUCGCCCAGAGCCGAGCCUCGUGUUUAAUCGGCUGCCGCACCUGCGGCCGCAUGUCCUGUGGGUGUUUGGCGGCGACAGCUACAUGUCGUUUGAGGCGAUGCGCGGCGAGAAGCUCAAAGCUACCGGCACCGGCGUUGGUGGCAGCGGCGGUGUUGCGGCCGGGCGCGUGACGCACGUCGUCGGCGAGGGCUGGGGCCAUCUCAUCCCGCUCGAGGCCCCGGCGUUUGUCGCCGAGGCCGCGGCAGAGACCGCGGCAGAGACGGUCAAGCGAUGGCAGGUCGAGGAGCGCGCGUACGAGGCGUGGACGAGGAAGCCGCUGGCGGAAAAGUCGCAGAUACGCCCAGAGUUGCUCGACAUCAUGGCCAAAGCUCUAAAGCCCAAGAUGUAA